Molecule: messenger RNA, 1991 nt
Organism: Cynoglossus semilaevis (tongue sole)
Lineage: Eukaryota; Metazoa; Chordata; Actinopteri; Pleuronectiformes; Cynoglossidae
Gene: c5h16orf46
Product: chromosome 5 C16orf46 homolog
Exons: 4
Coding region: 179-1021 (280 amino acids)
Source: RefSeq, a predicted model, not a curated record
UAAAAAAUAAAAAUAAAUAAAUAAAUAGAAAGUGAUAUUGAAGAAUGAGUCUGUCUGAGCUGCUCCUCGUCUGCUCUCACUGGGUGGCGCUGACGCAGGUCUAUGUGGAGCCUCUGCGGGGCAGAGUUUGACGCCUGCGAUCCCGCCAUGAAGUAGUUCACCUCCGUGGUCAGAGUGAAUGAUGGCCACAGAGACAGAGACAAAGGACAGGAGACACACAGAGGUUCUUCUGGACAUCAGUGAAGAGGAAUGGAGUAAAGACCUCGAGCCACAUGACUAUCACUGCAGAGGUGGAUGGGAAGAAACGGUCUCUGGUUGGGACAGAGUUGCUCCACUGAGCUGCAUACUUCUGACCCAAACAAAGUCCAGGCGGCCACAGACGGGAUCGGACAGCAGCCCUAAAUCGCCCCCUGCUGACCCAACACCACCUGUCACAGGAGGACACGGCUGUGAGCGGAGGAUGGACCGUCAUCACAGUCUUAGGAAAUCCAUACCAUUGAACCAGCAGGUGGACCCACUGAGUGACUCCGCUGUCUGUGAAGCACCAGUGUUUAAUGGCACACAGGGCAGAACGUCACACAUCCAACUAGAAGUGGAAGGUCGUCUCAGAGAGCCCGCUUUACAGCCUCGCCAACUUUCACCCAAACACUCCAAAAACAAGCCGCCCAGGCCUCGGAGGAACGACCGCAGGCAAAACAACAGCGAUAAAACCAGCCACAAGUCAAAUAAUACUCUGGUGCCCAUUACCAACCUAACAUUUUUCCCACCCAUCAAGCCGCCACACCUGUUACCAAAGGUGAGAGGUCAUAUUUGGAGUGGCAAAAAGAGCGAGGAGGGGGAAACCCUGGAGGACAAAUGUUUCCUGUUUGACAGAAGGAGCGACAUGAGACAAGUCAGACUGGACUCUGCCGUGGACACGGACUUCCCUCUGUACCGGACAUGUCAACAUAACCCAGUCUUGGUCUCAGCCAUAAGUCAUUCUAUCCCAAAAACAUCAGUCUGUACAAGGGUGGUGAAAUGAGCCUGACCAGAAGGUGGCGCUACAGCUGCUUUACGAUAUAAUGUAAAAGUUACAUUUUCACAUGUGUACCUCAGCCUCUCAGUAUUUACAUGACAGUGAGGUAUGUGUAGGAUUCAUCAAAUUGGAUAUUUGGAGUUCAGACCAUUUUAACCUCAGCGAUCGAUCGGUCAAAUGUGUGGAUUUAUAAGGACGUGACGGGUUUUUGUUUUAAAUGUUUACCAGUGUUUUCAAGUUCUUCCAGUUGUGUAAAAACCAAAGACAGCAUAUUGAAAAGGAUGUAGCCUCGAGGUUGCACAUAAAAUUCUGUGAAUGUAGUACAGUAUAGUAGUGAGCAUGCUUUGUCCCAGUUUAUACCACAAAUAUUUAAUUUUGAUAUUUUGUGUUUCCCAAACUUUUUUUCCGUGGACCCAUUUUUUUCCACAAACCUUCACAACCCAAGUCAAUAGACAUUAUUCGUAAACUCCUGGGAAACAUGAUGCGAAAUGACCCCUCCCCACCCCAAAAAAAACCUCUUGUGACCCACGUGAAGGUUGUGACCCAGUCUUUGGGAAACAGUGUCAUAAAUAACAUAUCUCUGAUGUUAGUUGAGACCCACGGCCCUCGCGGAUCACAGGCACUGGUGGCCCAAAUAUUGGCCACGUCCUUACAAUUAAGAACCACAGGGGGCGAAGUGUUGCUACAUUUGUUUUUCUUUCACAUUUCAAUUACUAUUUUACCAGCCAUCUUUCAAAUGAAUCUUUCGUGUCAUUGACCAGAAAAUAAAACAUAAAAAAAAACAAAGAGCAUCAAUUGAUUACCAGAGGUUUAUUAUCAACAUCUGUAGUGCAGCUUUCACAUCAUCAAGGCAACUGUCAACUCUAAGACCCACAGGCAGGAAAAGUCAAACUGAACUUCAGUUAAAACACAACGUAAUUAGCAUGCACUCCCUACGCAGGGAAAAUAAAGCACACUGACUGAUAAUCAAACCCCG